Melanaphis sacchari is the source of this 1281-nucleotide messenger RNA. RefSeq names its product protein lin-7 homolog C (gene veli). Bases 214 to 810 code for a protein of 198 amino acids. The transcript is spliced from 5 exons. Gene Ontology annotation, molecular function: protein binding. Lineage: Eukaryota; Metazoa; Arthropoda; Insecta; Hemiptera; Aphididae. Gene Ontology annotation, biological process: protein localization to basolateral plasma membrane; neurotransmitter secretion; maintenance of epithelial cell apical/basal polarity. The record is from RefSeq and is a predicted model, not a curated record. Gene Ontology annotation, cellular component: cell-cell junction; synapse; basolateral plasma membrane.
UACACAUAAAAGUUACAAAUAAGCUUGGGUAGUGGGCACCCAAUAUCACUAUCACAGUCGAUCAUACCAGUAUUAGGUAUACUUAUAUUUACAUUUAUUUCAGAAACAGUCCAUGUACAUUGUUUAAAAUACAAAAUAGUAAAUAUUAAGUAAAUUGUACGUAACACUCUUACAUUUCGUGGUGUCUCCUUUGAAUCGUCGAGACACCAAAAGAUGGCCGUGGCUGGAGAACCUUUGAACUUAGCUAAAGAUGUCAAACGAGCCAUUGAACUGUUGGAAAAGCUCCAAAAAACUGGAGAAGUACCGGUAACCAAAUUAGCUGCAUUGCAAAAAGUAUUGCAAAGUGACUUUUUAUCAUCUGUGCGGGAAGUGUAUGAACAUGUUUAUGAAACUGUUGAUAUACAAGGAUCUCAGGAUGUCCGUGCAUCAGCUACAGCUAAAGCAACCGUUGCUGCGUUUGCUGCUAGUGAAGGUCAUGCUCAUCCAAGAGUGGUGGAAUUGCCCAAAACAGAAGAAGGACUUGGAUUUAAUGUGAUGGGUGGACGAGAACAAAAUUCUCCCAUCUAUAUAUCACGCAUAAUACCUAGUGGUGUAGCUGACAGACAUGGUGGUUUAAAGCGAGGAGAUCAACUUCUGUCAGUUAACGGAGUGUGCGUAGAAGGUGAAAAUCAUGAAAAAGCUGUUGAGUUACUAAAACAAGCCCAAGGAUCUGUCAAGUUAGUUGUCAGAUACACACCAAAAGUCUUGGAAGAAAUGGAAAUGAGAUUUGAUAAGCAACGUGCUGCCCGUAGGAAGCAAAUAAACCAAUAAUUACAUACUGUUGCCUGUUACAUGAACAUUAGUCUACUUAACUAUGAAUAGUAUUUGAUCAACUUAAAUGGUAUACUUAUUUAGUUGAAGGGUUGUUAAAAUAUUUUCGUAAUUGUUGUCACUAAGUCUUCUCCUUGUUCAUAUUUUGAUGUCUUCUAAGAAAAGAAAAAAUUAUUUUGUGUUCCCAAAAUUAUUUACAUUUAUUAAUAUUAGUAACAACAAAUUGACUUACUUAAAUAGUGUGUUUAGGUUAAUCAAUAGAAAUAACCUUAUACUGAUCAGUAAUUGUAGAUUUAUACUCACUUUUAAAAUAAUUUAUUUUGGGUUUGAUACCUCAUAUAAUAAAAUAGAUACAAUUCUUUAAUUUGGUUUAUUUCUUUUAUCCAAAUAAGAACUUUUAAUGUAGCUUACUUAAAUAUUGGAUUCAUUUCAUUAAUAACUUGUAAUUUUAAAUCACAUUUUUACAAUUUA